AUGGCAUGUUCCACACUUCGGAGCAGCAUCAAGUGGUUGAUGCUGCUCAUGGCACUAUUGGUGCCGCUUGCCUCAGGUCUUCCGAGCCUCCGUAUUAUGUCUCUUGGAGACUCAAUCACCAAAGGCAACGGCUCCAAAGACCAGACAGGCUACCGAAAGCGUCUUCGUGAUCUACUGAGUGGCCGAGGUGCCUCGGUGGAUAUGGUUGGCAGCUUAAAGCAUCCUCGCACUGGCAUGGCGGACAAUGAUCAUGAAGGCCAUAGUGGAAAGGUGCUUGCAGACAUCAAUACUUAUUGGAAGCUGUCAAUUGCAUCUCGUCCUAACGUCGUUCUCUUACAUGCUGGCACCAACAAUAUGGACCUAGAGGAUGACCUCGAAGGCUCCCCCGCUAUGCUUGCUACAAUUAUCGACGGCCUCUUUUCAAAUGCCCCAGACGUCACCGUCCUUGUUGCUCCCGUCAUCUGGGCCAAUAAGCCUAGAAUGCAACAAAACACUGAACGCUUCAACCCUCAAGUCAUUUCUAUUAUUGAGGAGAGACAAAAGGACGGCAAGCAUAUUCUCAAGGUCCCAAUCGAUAUCACAGUUGGUGAUCUUUGGGAUGAGAAACACCCAAAUGACAGAGGCUAUCAGAAAAUGGCCGACGCUUGGUUGAAGGCAAUUCUCGAAGCCGACGAACGAGGCUGGCUGAAGGAUCCUGUGCCAAGGGAUGCCGGCGGCCUACCAGGCGUCGGUCUUGGCAUUGGAGGUGGUAGUGGUGGUGCUCAAGAAGCGAUUGAGGGCAGAAUCUGGAAGAAGCAGGGAACUGUCUUCGAAGGCUUCCGUACCUGGCAAUCAGUUGGCACCAUCAGCGGACCUGUCGAGAAUGGUAGCCGCGACAAGGUCAUUUUGGCCGACCUGAAUGGUGAUGGCAUCGCUGACUAUGUCGUCGCCGACAACGAUGGUACCAUUCGGGCCUGGAUCAAUAGCGGUAAGCCUAAUGAUUGGACUAGUAUUGGAGAUAUCAAUCCAGACUGGAAGUCCAUCAAAGGCAACAUGAUCCGUUUUGCUGAUGUCGAUAACGACGGAAAGGCUGACCUCAUUGCCUUGUACGAAGGUGGUGCGGCCAAGGUCUGGAAGAACGUUGACAAUGGAAAGAAGUUCAAGUCUCUCGAUUCCAAGUGGGCAACUGGCCUCGAAUCGAGGGAUAAGGUCCAUUUCGAAGACAUUGAUGGUGACGGUUAUGCCGACUAUGUCAUUGUCUAUGGUGGUGGUGCUGUUAAAUGGGCGCGCAACACUCACAACAACGGCAAGGACAGCAAGAAGAAGAAUUGGGAGACUGAGGUUAUGAUUGCUCCUGGUCCUGCCGGUAUACCUGCCAAUUCGGCAAGAAUGCGAGACAUUGAUGGCGAUGGAAAAGCCGACUAUCUGGUUGUCUACGACGGCGGUGCAGUCAAGGCCUUUCGCAAUACCAUCAAACAAGGUGGGCGCAACUGGGAAGACCUUGGUACUAUUGCACCCGGCAUAUCGGGCGUCACUGGCGAUACUAUACGGUUCGCAGAUAUGGAUGGCGACGGCCUGGCCGAUUUCCUCGCUGUUGCUGAUGAUGGAAGCAUUCGCAUGUGGAAGAAUCUUGGUAUCACCGGCACCAAGGGCUCCAGCCUUCGCUUGGCCGACCUGACAGGAGACGGCCGUGAUGACUUGAUCUCGAUCGAUGCGAAAGGCCGGGCUCGCGCUUGGCUCAAUAAGGGUCUCGAUCAGUGGGAGUCGAUAGGCGAGAUUGCGCCUGGCCUUGAUGAAGAUCUGUCGGACUCACGCAUCGAAUUUGCUGACGUUAACGGGGAUAAGCGCGCCGACUACUUGAUUAUCUACGGUGGAGGGGCUGUCAAGGCAUACGUGAACAAUGGCAACCUCCCCAACCCAGGAGAUCGGCGGAUCUGGCAGGACGGUGUCGUUAUCUCACCAGGCGUUGGAGAGCCUGGCAGCAAGAUCAGGUUCGCAGACCUUGACGGCGACGGCUAUGAUGACUUCCUUAUUCUAUAUGACGGCGGAGCAGUCAAGUACUGGCAGAAUAAUAAGAAUAUUCCUCCCAGGGACGGCGGUCGUAUCUGGAAAGAGGGUAUUGUUGUGGCGACUGGAGUCGGCGAACCUGGCAGCAAGAUACGAUUCGCCGAUCUUACGGGCGACGGCAAGGCCGAUUACAUUGUCCAGUAUGAGGGUGGCGCUGCGAAAGCCUACCGGAAUAAUGGCAAGAUUCCUGUUGGGGAGGGCCGCAAAUGGAAUGAUAUGGGCACUAUUGCUGGCGGCGUCAGCCCCCAGGGCCCCGUCCAAUACGCCGACAUCAAUGGAGACGGAAAGGCUGACUAUCUUGUUGUCUUUCAUGGAGGCGCCAUCAAUGCAUACAUCAACGACAACGACUGGAAGCCCAAGCUACCGGCUAAGCCUGAGCAACCUAGUCCUGGCAUACCUGGUGAUGGCAAUGAUGACGACGGUAAUGGAGGCGGUAAUGGAGGCGGUAAUGGAGACGGCGACGUUGUAUACAUUGAUCCCAAUAUCUGGGACUCCGACAAACCGACAGCAGGAUGCCAACCGCCCUGCACUCUUGUCUUACCUCCAUGGUCGCUCUCCACCAAGACCACAAUUACCUUUCCUGUUAUCACCGAGACUCUCAAGGAAACGUGGCCCGAAACCACCAACGGUGUUACAAAAUACCGCACAACAACCAUCACCGUUCGCAUCACGCUCCCGCCUCUUACAACAUCCAAGAUUGGCGUGUCCAACAUUGUCCUGACAGAAUCCAUUUCCAAGCCUAUCCCUGUCCGAGGCAGUGUCAUUCCGCCACCCGUCACAUUGACUGAGCCUACUCACCGCAUCACUUACACGUACAAGCCCGGACCGUUUCCGACAGGCUCUGGUGAUGAUGACCCGGACGAUGAUAAUGAUAUGGACAUCGAUCCUCCGGCUGGUAUUGCCCCGUCUAUCAUUGUUACUGCUGGGCCACCUGGGCCCAUUUGCAAAUCCGGUUGCGGCAAUCUCUGUCUCUUUGGCUGCACUCCAGGUGGGGGCGGAGGAGGUGGAGGGGGAGGCUCGCUUGGCUGCAUUGGCGGUGGAUGCCCUGGUCCCGGGGGCAAUUGUGUCGGUGCUGGAUGCGAAGAAAACAAAGACAAUGAUGAUGAUGAUGAUGAUGAUGAUGACGAGGAUUGUGCGACUGAGACAAAUACGGAGUGUCAUCAGUCCUCUUCGUGUACCACCACUUCAACCGAGAUCAUCACUGGCUGCUUCCUGACGGCAACCGCUACAACAACGGGCUCAUCUUGUCCACUCAUGACCGUCAACCCCCGGUUAGAUGAUCUGGGCGAUGAUGACAGCGGAUACGGCGAUACAGGCAAGACUGUCAAGGUCACCUACUCUGCGACGGUCAUUGUCAGCAAAACGCUAUAUCCCGUCAAUAAGGGCUAUGUAACUGUUGACAGGACUGCCUACCCUAUCCCCAAUGUGAAAUCUGUCACCAGGACCAAAAUGCGAGGCACCUCAGCCGUUAUUCUCCCUUCUCAUGUUGGAUCGGGCAUCAAAGCCUCUACCACCUCUGACCCGAAGGCCACAACAACGGUGGGCGGGUCAAAGACAAGCACCAAGACGACAUCGACAUCCUACCCUACCAACGACAUAAUCCUCAAUGGUGAUGGCCAUUGCUGGGCCGGCCGCUCAGGCUAUGUCGAGUUUACUCCCGAAGAGGCAGACCAGGUCAUCGAUGCCUUCUGCGAGGAGGAGUUGCAGAGUACCGGCCAGAACAAGACGCUCGAGCAGGACGGUUAUACGGUUAUAGCGUCGGUAGAAUGGUCACCCAACCAGAGUGGGUGUCGUGAUAAGGACCCUUUCCCAUUCCAAAAGGAUAAUGGAAACCACUAUUGGUGCAAGCGUGCAUGGCUCGCUAACUGGUAUUGCCUGGAUCAAGGGAGGGAACCGAAAACUAGCUACGGAGGAGCGUACGUUGUUAACUCCGACGAGUUAGGCGCAUGCAUUAUUCUCGACUUACAUGCCUAUGACACGUCUACAUGA
Molecule: messenger RNA, 4035 nt
Organism: Fusarium graminearum PH-1
Lineage: Eukaryota; Fungi; Ascomycota; Sordariomycetes; Hypocreales; Nectriaceae
Exons: 3
Coding region: 1-4035 (1344 amino acids)
Molecular function (GO): phosphatidylcholine lysophospholipase A1 activity
Source: RefSeq, a predicted model, not a curated record